AUGUCUAAAAGAUCUGCUCCUGAGGACGCUAUCGAACAGCUGAGUGUAUCUGCUGUCAAGACCUCCAAGGAAUCCGUACCUAAAUCCAAUGUCGUAGAGGAAAAUGACAUCGACAUGGGGGAGUUUGAAGAUCCGUACGGAGACGAGUUUGAGAGUGAUGGGGAAAUUAUUGAAGUCGAUUCUGCUGAAGAUGACGAUGAGGAAUUGGACCCAGAAGCUGUUGCCAAGAAGAUCGAGCUGGAAGAACAGAGAGAGCAACAAGAAGAAGAAUCCACUAUUUAUCUUCCACAUAGAUCCAAACCAUUGGGACCGGAUGAAGUCUUAGAAGCCGAUCCUACAGUAUACGAGAUGUUACAUAAUGUUAAUUUGCCAUGGCCCUGUUUAACUGUUGAUAUUUUACCGGAUAACCUUGGUAACGAAAGAAGAACAUAUCCCGCUUCGCUUUAUUUGACUACUGCUACCCAGGCUUCGCGGGGAAAUGCCAAUGAGUUGAUCACUAUGAAGUUGUCUUCCUUAGCGAAAACUUUGGUUAAGGACGAUGAAGAAGAUGAUGAAGACGACAAUGAAGACGAAGACGAAGAUGUGGACCCAGUUAUGGACUCAGAAAUUAUUUCAUUGAAGCACACCACUAAUAGAAUCAGAGUGUCUCCUCAUGCUUCGCAAACUGGCGAGUACUUGACAGCCACCAUGUCUGAAAGUGGCGAAGUUCUCAUUUUCGACGUAGCAUCGCAAUUUAAAGCAUUUGACACUCCUGGAUUUGUAGUCCCCAAGGGUGCCAAAAGACCUAUCCAUACUAUUAGAACUCAUGGAAAUGUAGAAGGCUAUGGUUUGGAUUGGUCCCCUUUAAUCAACACUGGUGCCUUGUUAUCUGGAGACUUGACUGGCAGAGUUCAUUUGACUUCUAGAACUACAUCCAACUGGGUUACAGACAAAACCCCUUUUUUUGCAUCUCAAUCCUCCAUUGAAGACAUCCAGUGGUCUACAAGUGAAAACACUGUUUUCGCAACUGCUGGAACUGAUGGGUACGUCCGGAUCUGGGAUACGAGAUCCAAGAAACACAAGCCUGCUCUUUCUGUGGUUGCUUCUAACACUGAUGUUAACGUCAUUUCUUGGUGCAACAAGAUCAGCUACUUGUUGGCUUCUGGUCACGACGAUGGAUCCUGGGGCGUCUGGGAUUUGAGAAACUUCAAUGCCAAUACAACUCCUACUCCUGUAGCUAACUACGACUUCCAUAAGUCUGCCGUUACGUCCAUCUCAUUCAAUCCAUUGGACGAAUCAAUCAUUGCCGUUUCGUCGGAAGACAACACUGUCACUCUUUGGGACUUGGCCGUUGAGGCCGAUGACGAAGAAAUCUCUAAUCAAAGAAAAGAAACCAAGGAGUUGGAUGAUAUUCCUCCACAAUUGUUAUUUGUGCAUUGGCAAAAAGAUGUAAAGGACGUCAGAUGGCACAAACAAAUCCCAGGAUGCUUGGUCUCUACUGGUGGAGAUGGUUUGAACGUAUGGAAAACCAUUUCUGUCUGAGUAAAGGAGCACCUGAAAGUACCCACCUUCCCAUAUAUGCAUUGCUCCAUCAUUUGUACAGUAGUCUACCUUUAGAAUAUGUUAAUUAGAUCUUCUUGGAAAUAUAACUUCUUUCUCAGUUCAACGCUUGGCGUGCCUCGAUGAACAUAUACUUA
Messenger RNA from Scheffersomyces stipitis CBS 6054, 1676 nucleotides. RefSeq names its product ribosome biosynthesis protein (gene RSA2). Lineage: Eukaryota; Fungi; Ascomycota; Pichiomycetes; Serinales; Debaryomycetaceae. Bases 1 to 1521 code for a protein of 506 amino acids. The record is from RefSeq and is a predicted model, not a curated record. Gene Ontology annotation, molecular function: protein binding. The transcript has a single exon.